This is a messenger RNA of Folsomia candida, 6789 nucleotides long. RefSeq lists its product as uncharacterized. NCBI's taxonomy places the organism in Eukaryota, Metazoa, Arthropoda, Collembola, Entomobryomorpha, Isotomidae. Bases 1242 to 5981 code for a protein of 1579 amino acids. The transcript is spliced from 5 exons. The record is from RefSeq and is a predicted model, not a curated record.
AUUCGAUCUGGGUUUAUUUUUAUCUCGUAAAUAUCUCAAACUCGUUGCAUUUCCGAAACUAAAAAGCGUCAAAGUAUUGCUAUUAAAGAGAACAAAUCCUAUUACCAUAACCAUCCAUUCAUUCCUGCGACUCGUCUCACCCUGCCCGUCCGUUUGUUGAGAAAAGUGAGACAAUUUCCCAUAAAUAUAAUAAAGAAAAGGACAACUGUUAAAUGACAAAAGUGUUAUUACCGUCGUUCUCAUCUCGCACCGGUUUAUUUGCCUGGCUGCUGCACAGUCCAUCUCAUUAGGGGACAUUAACAUUACGAGAACUUGUCCUGACUCACCCGACCAACAACCAGAGCAAUUUGUACCCAUUGGACUGGGGUUGGUUGGUCUUUGAGGUAAAUUAUAGAGAAGAAGAGUGGACCUCUCUCGAAGUCGUCUACCUAAAACAAUCAUUCAAAGAGAGAUACGUGAUGUGAUGGUGGUGUGUCAACUAUAAGUCCGAGAAGAAAAUUGGUCCGUGUUUUUGUGUGGUUUAUUUGUCGGUGAGACUGAAUCAUCAUCAUCAGCAGCAUCAUUAUUAUUUCUAUUCAUCUUUGUGGUCCCACUACAUAUUUACCUGCCUGCGACAAAAUUAUGUACCAGUUGGUUUGUCUCCUCAACAUGCUCAACUUGUCUCACUUUUAUCUUGGUUGAUACAAGAGGGGAAAAAUCUUGUGAACAUUUAAGAAAACAAGAAGUUUGUUGUCUACCUGGCGAACUGAACUAUCUUGAGAGAAAUCAGUGAAUUCAUAAUUUUCUCUUGUGAAAAUAAACGAGGAAGAAUUGUGAACUAAAGAACGGAAGCGGAAGCGUGUGUACCGAGCCAAGAGUUGUCCUUUCCUCGCUUUGUUUGUCUACUACGUCCUGUGGAAGGAAAGGGAGAGAAAGGAGGCAGAAAAUAGGAGAGUGUUCCCCAAUUUAAAUUCUUUUAUUUCCCAACUUUUAUCUGAUGCGGAGUUAUUCGUCGAGCGAGAGACUAAGAAAAUGUUGCGAGAUAUAGAUCAAGAUUUGUAAGGAGUAAUAUUGAACAAGAAAGCAAGCAUGUAGUAGUGUGAACUGUGAAUCUUAUUCAUAACGCAAAGUUAACCAUAAGAAGAUUUACAAACUAAAAGUUUUGUUGUAAACGUUUUACAUAGUUUAUAAGACUUGUAGAAAAUAGAAUGAUUAAUUGAAAUCGAGAGAAAGUUACCUUGAAUUAGGAGAAAGUGGGGAAAAUGAAAUCCAUUACAACCACAAACACCGUCACCACUUCUACGACACUGCUCGUCCUCUUAUUGUCGUCGCUAGGUGCACACCUGGGUCACGCUUUUCCUUCUUCUUCAUCACAAUCUCAAGUAGUGGGGGAAAGUACUUCAUUCUUGCCGAAUGUACCAAUUACCUCGGCAGAAAAACCUGGUCUCAUCUCCUCCUAUAAUCCAACCUCCUCGAGAGGGAUUGAAGAAAUCCCAUCCCAAUCAAAAUCAGAGGCAACAUCAAACAAGUGGUGGAAAUGGUUGUCCCCACCACGUACAUCUGCACCACCACCACAACAGGACAGCAACUUGACUUAUUAUUAUUCCUAUCAAGAGAACAAGAACUAUUCUCAGGUUGGGGUGCAGCAACUUUCUCCAACUCAGCCAAAUGGGAAGCGACAGAUUGGAAACUCAUCUGGAAAUCCUAUUUCUUUGGAUUUGCAUGAUAAAGUAAAUGUGGAAUGGGAGGAGGAGGAGGUGAAGGUGGGAGGACGACGAAGACGAGACGGGGUGAGAGUGACAGAUGUGAAUCCAAAAUUCGGAUUCCAAGCAGGAUCCGAGGCAUCAAUACAUCUUCAGACGGAGGAGGAUGAUGCCAUUGCCAAGCCCGAUACAGUUGCCCUUCUUCUUCUUCCUCAGAAAAAGAAAAAUGUAAAUGUGGACCCCUUCAUUUUCAUGGCCAAUAACAAUGUUACGAAACGGUACAGUUCUGUUUCGAUAAAGAAUAAGGCUUUCCCCGCAAAGGGAGAAGAAGAUGGAGAAAGUAGUACAACACAAUUUUCUUCAAAAGAUAACAGUAAGAAUGAGACGGAGACUAAUCGCACCUACAUUCAUCCUUGGGAUGGACCUGGACAGAAUUCCAAAACAGGCAGCAUCAGUUCAAAAGGAGAAAUACAAAGUGACGACGUGGUAAAUAUCGGUGCAGAAGAUACCGCUGUUGAGGACGACAGUAAAAAACAAAGACUUGUUUCAAAAUAUCCACAACGAAAUGGUGAUCUUUACUUUACGCCGAUGAAGACGGGGAGUGAGACGAAAACUCCGCCGCCGCCGCCGUCAUGUCUCCCCAUCGUUGUCAAUCAGACCUUCACGGUUCGAAAGUACGGGGGAAUAAGGACGCCAACUUUGGACCCCGACAUGGACAAAUGGACUUCAGUCAAAAUGAGUCAAUGUGUCGCAACUUGCAUCGGCAGGCUGUCAUUCGGCCAGAAAUAUAAUAUGUCACCGAGGAAGAAAGGGAUAAAUGAGGGAGGAGGUUUUCCUGUGAGAAUUGCAGCCCCCCUCCCAAGUCCAAAUUAUAAUGGAGACAUCACCAGCUCCCAGAACCAUUUCGAUGAUGAACUGUUGUUGUCAAGUUGCCAGAAAAGUUGCAACUUUCUACCCCAAAAAUCAUCCAAUAGUCCCAUUUCCAUCGCUCGGAAUUGGAAGGAAGCGGAAGAAGAAACCAAUAAAGUGAAUGAUCCAGCCGAAGAUGUCUCCUCAAAACGUGUUGUUGGUCGUGGUGAUGGCUCUAAUCACGAAGUUGGAGUGAAAGCAAGAGGAAAAAAUGACAAAAACUCAUCAGUACGAGUCGAUGCCAAAAGGAAAAUUAUCGCCACCACCACCACCACCCAAUUUCAUCUCCACUGGCCCAAAGUUAUUUCUCUGGCUUCUUCCUCCAUCAUCAAAAACAAAAGCCCUGUCAUCCUGUACAAUGUUAUGGUUUUGGAGCAAGGAAAUGAUGAGACGACUCAGCAGCAACAACAACGCUUAUUGCCUCCUCGCUGGAAAUUGAUUGACCAAACGGUGGAAACGCAAACUCAAAUCUCAUUACUGACCUGGCAUGGACCUUGUUCUCGACUAAAACCCAAGAGCCAUCAUCAUUCUGGUUCUCCACAGGAAACAAUAAUAUUGGAUGAACUACAUGAUCACCUCGUUCAACAGCAUGAGCCAAUUCUUCUCAAAGUGGUGGCAGUAGGGUCUCAAGGUGUAGAGAAAGUUUUCUCGGGUCUUAUAAUUCUGACGUCGGCGGCGGCUACUCCUUCUUCUCCGUCUCAGAGUGAAGAUGAAGAUAAAUCUAAAUCGACACUGGAAUCAACAUGCUGUCAGAGUUCGAUAAAUGGAGCAGAGAUGCAGCAGCAUUUCGAUAAAAAAGUAAAGGGGAUCAGUAACCCCCAGAGAAAUUCUGACGCCACUCGUGCUAUAAUUCUGAUGAGUCAAGAAAAUAAAAAUUUAAAUAACAUAUCCUCCUCCCCGGAUGAAAGUGGUCGUAGCUUAUUUGUAGCAGGAGGAAGCAACAACUCCCCAUCCAAGCAACGGCAACCACCAAAUUUAUCUGCCAGUGAGACUCUGGUAGUUCUGAAUGGGGAUAAAAAUUCAGAGAAGGAUAUCAUCGCAUCCAACAAAAUUAACUUCAAAGAAAGCAGCAGCACCAGAACUUGGUUGGGUUCAAGUAACAAGACUCGCACUCGUGCUGGUGGGAGGGGAGAAGAAGAAGUGAGUUAUAAAGUUGAAAGCGAUCCAAACACCGGAGGCCAAAUUGAUACAGACAACAACUCAAAUGAAGUAAAGGAUAAGGAAGGAGAUGCAAAUAGGAAAAGCACAACAGAGCCAUCAUUUCAACGGCACGAUUCUCUUCGUGGUGGAUCCAAUCCUGUGCUUUCUUCCAAAACCACUUUCACCACAAAGUCUCAACAACAAUUCAUGGAACGGAACGGUGGCAGCAGCUCAAAAAAACUGGUUCAGCCACCUACUUCCAAAAAUGAUGUUGAUGACGAGAAGAAUGACGCCAACAAGGACGACUGGGGGCUUCGAGCUGUUUCAAUGGUGUACCAAAACUUUCUCGUGGUUACCGAAGUGCGCUGGAAUGUCCCGGGUGGUUCGGUGUCAAAUCAAGAAGAGGAUAAGAAAAAUGCCUCCAGUGAUAAGAAUAACAACAGUGCUGCAACGGUUAAAAGUAGCAAUUUAGUUACUGAGCCGGAAUCAGGAGGAGAAAGUAAGCAAGAAGGGACAAGAUAUCAGUUUCUCCUCACAUGGGAAAUUUUAGGUGGAGGUUUGAAAGGGAAUUUAGUAACGGAUAUUGCCGGGGGGACUAUUAAUCUGUGGCCGGAUACGGCCUAUUUCGUGCAGGUCGGACUUCUAGAUCCAGAUACCCCGUCGUCCUCCUCGUCCGAAGGGAAACUUCCAUCAUCAACCUCAUCCUCGGAACAAGAACAACAUCAAAAUUACAUGAGUAAUCUCUUGGGGAUGGAAUCAAUAAUAUUUCCAUUAGCCGACCCUGGAACUGGACAACCCAAACUGACUUCAACUAGUCAACCACUCCUCGUCAACACGUCCUCCGUCGCCACGAGCCAGAAACUUUCAAUCCCGGCACAAUCAUCAUCUCCAUCUCCAUCACUGUCCCAACGGAGUCGGAAUCUACUCCUCUUGCCCAAACGAAAUGACGACAAGACCAGACACAAAUCUAAUAAUCUCCCACCGAACGGGGAGGAAAAGUCCAGGCGAGGAAAGUACCUUCCUCCUCGUACUUACCGUUACAACAACGAACCAUCAUCUAAGGUGAAAGUGGAGGUGGUGGUGGAUAAAAAAAAAGCCGACUCAGUCCUGAAUAGGAACGUGAGACCAAUAACAAUUCCUGGUGGAGGAACUGUCAGCACAAAUGGAAAUGACCAUUCUCAUCUUACCAAGAAUAAGAAUGUUCGUCCGUCGUCGUCGUCGUCAUCAUCAUCAUCAUUGGAUGAGGUGGGGGAUCACCAUUCAGCUCCUGUCCAGCAGCCACUACUGGACCAUGGCCUUCUUCACAGUAAAAAGUAUUACCAAAAGAAUUACAGUGGUGGUGGCCGUGGCCCUAGUGAUAAUGGUCCACCCUCCUCCUUCUCCUCACACCACGGCAUGAUGGGAGACAGCCCUGGGGGGAAAUCUCUUCUCGUUCGAGGAAAUAAUGACAAACUGCUGGAAGGGGACGACGAUGAGAAAUUAUUUCAUGGUCACCCGCACCACCAACCUCAGUACAGAAAUCACUAUCUCGUCGGUACAGCAGGCAACGCAAAAACUACCACGACAAAUUCCACCACCACAAACGAUAAGACUGCCAAUAUCAAUGAUAAUAAAAGUAAUAACUUGGAAAAGGAAAGGAACAUCAAAAAGAAAGCGAAUGGUGGCGGUGGUACUGAACACCAUCGCAACAAUCCUGCUGCUGCUGACACCCAUCUGGGCUCGGCCUACAGACCGGAAGGGUAUCAAGGCCUCUUCGCCCUCAACUUGGGCCUGGGUGGCUACAACUAUAAUUACGACCACAACGAGGACGGUGAAACUACGGAGAAUGAAAGUAAUAAAUUCGGUAACGGGACAAACAGUAGGUCAGGAGAUACCGGUGCGAGUGUAAUUUACAGUAUUUUCGUCCUCGUGGUCGUGGCCUGCGUAAUAUUUUUAUUUCUCGUCGCCUUCAUCGGCUUCUUCGUCGUGACUUCGUCAAUUACGCAUACAGCGCAUUACUUUAUUCCGAAACGCUUAAGGAUUUGGGUCGUUGGGGGGAACAGUGAGAGUGAAUUGUUGGCUGGGAAUGAGCAGGAUGCAGAGAAUGAAGAGAAUGAGGCGGGGUUCGUUGAUGGGAGAUUUGUAGAAGAUUUAGAUGAUGAUGUGCCCGAAUGGGGGGAUGAUGUCGGAGGAGGAGGAAGGGAAGGUCACCACCACCACCACACACAACAAGACGUCCUCAUGACGCAUCGGGACAUUGGAAGGACGUAGUAGUGUACCUGAGCUCAAUUUGUUGAGAGGAAAAAAAACGUAAAAUUCUAGACUUUUUUUUAUCAAGAAGAUGCCUCACUUAUUAACCACCUCAACGUGAAGAUCUAAAUUCCCCGAAUAUCCAUCCGUUCCGGGGAUAAAACAGUCACCUACAUGUUACGAAAUGUUGAAGUCACUUCUACAUUUAUUCAGAUAUCAGCGAAUCAGGAAAUUUGAUGUUCCAUCAGAAAAUCUAUUGGAAGGAUGCUGACGAUGCUUCAGUAUUAUAAAUCCAACUGGCCUCGGAUAGACUAUAGAAAGAGGCACAAUCAACCCUGACCUUUGCGGCCAUUUGUGGGCUAAGACAAAAUCAAUGAAUUCAAAUUGAAAAGAUCCAAGUAAAUCCUAAUGCGAUACAUGGUUGAGCAAACCCAUAAAAAAUCACGUCUGAGGAAAGUGCAUCAUAUGUCAUAAGCGAUCUCUCAUUACUUCUCUUGACGCAUUGUAAUUUAUCAUGUACAAUAUUGUUAAGCAUACAAAAUAGCUAUAAUAAUGGUAACGUCUUGCUUUGAUCGAGAAGCUAUGUAUACAAAAAAAUUAUUGCUACUACUUAAGUAUUAUCUAUAUAUAUAUACAGAGAAAUGUAACUUUACUGUUUGAAAAAUAAGACAUAAAGCUAUAUCGUUUAAAAACUUGGAAAUUUUGAUGAAAUUAUUGCAUAAGCCAAUUUCAAAUAAUUUCCAUAUUACAUUUCAUCUGUCCUUGUUUUACUGCUGAGGAUGCAAUAAAAUGAUAAAAUUCGAGUCUGGAAAACUUUUUACAAAAACAA